CAUAUCAUAAUAUCAAAGAAAUCGUUCGCUCUGCUAUAUGAUAAACUUCAAUAAGAACAAUUAUUAUUAAUAUUAAUUAAUAACAAUUUUUCUUAUCGAACCAUAAGCAAAUUGCGUUUGUUAUGUAAAAUACGAAGAUAUAAAUAGACCAAAUAACGAGAGAAAGGGAGGAAUAUCGUAAAGCUAAUCCCGACAUCUGGGCGCUAUCCAAAAAGCAUGGAAAUCAUACUACAUUAAAGAUUUCUUAAUCUGUAAUUAGUUUAUUAAAAUAUAGUUAUUUGUAUCAAGUUUAAUUCAUUUAAGUUUGGGUUUCUUUGUGUUCUUGCAUGUCUCCUGUAUGUUAUUUUUGUUAAUUAUCAAGUUUGUUUAUUCAAAACUUCUAAGCACGACUAGAGUACUUUAGUAACUACCCAAACUGAAAUUCUCCACGCAGCAAAGAAAAUUUGACUACAGCUGCAGUAAUCAAAUUUUGUUUACGUUUACUGUCUUGUUUCAAUGGAUAGACUAUAUCAGAGAGGAAAUUUCCUCUCUGACUAUACUGAAGUUUUCACGGUUUGUCCAGUUCACAUAAAGUGAUUGGAGAAUGGAUUAACUUGAGUAACAGAUAGGAAAGUAAUACUGGUACAUCAAAACAGUCUCUAUAAAAUGUCAUUUAUGUUACAGGAGAAAAUAGAGAAAAUGUCUCAUAUUAUUGCACAUGAUAUUGACAAAAAGCCACGGACAAAGGAUAUUAAAGUACAAGAAGAUAUUACAUUUUAUCAAAUGGGAUUUUCCCAAAAAAUUUUGGAUGGAUUAUCUCUUUGUGGUUUCCAAAGACCUUCACCCAUACAAUUAAAAGCAAUUCCUUUAGGAAGAUGUGGUUUUGACUUAAUAGUACGUGCCAAAUCAGGGACUGGUAAAACUUUAGUGUUUUGUAUAAUAUCACUUGAAAUGAUUGAUAUAGAUAUAUCGUCUGUACAAGUAUUAGUACUAGCACCUACUAGAGAAAUUGCUGUACAAAUUGCACAAGUUUUUUCAUCUGUAGCUUGUGAAAUAGAAGGUUUAAAAGUUGAAGUAUUUAUAGGAGGAACAGCUAUAGAAAGUGAUAGAAAGAAAUUGAAUAAUUGUCACAUAGCUGUUGGUGCUCCAGGUAGAAUUAGACAUUUAAUUGAUAAAGAAUUCUUAAAAGUUGAAAAUGUUAGAUUAUUUAUUCUUGAUGAAGCAGACAAAUUAAUGGAAACCAGUUUUCAGAAAGACAUUAACUAUAUCUUUUCAAAAUUACCAUUAAGUAAACAAGUUAUAGCAUCAAGUGCCACUUAUCCGGGAGAUUUGGAAAUAUUUUUACAGGCAUAUAUGUGCUCUCCUGUUUUAGCAUCCCCAGAUAACAAUGAACCAAUACUUGUUGGACUCACGCAGUUCAUAACAGUUGUUCCUUCUCAUCCAAAUGUUAUGAAACAGGUUCAAAUAAAAGUAGAUGAAUUAAUAAAGAUAUUUAACAAAAUUCCAUUCAAACAAAGUUUAGUUUUUUCAAAUUAUCAAUCAAGAGCCCAAUCUGUAUGUAACAAAAUUAGUGCUAUGGGUUUUAAAGCAACCUUUUUUGCUGGAAAUCAAGAUAUGAAUAAAAGACUUGAGGCCAUUAAUAAAUUAAAGACUUUUAAAUGUAAAAUAAUGGUAACAACUGAUUUAACUGCAAGAGGUAUAGAUGCAGAUAACGUAAAUUUAGUUGUAAACCUUGAUUUACCCAUAGAUGCACCAACAUAUUUGCAUAGAAUAGGAAGAGCUGGACGUUAUGGAUCUUAUGGUCUCUCUAUAACAAUAAUUGCAGAAAAUGAGUUAGAAACAUUAAAAAAAUUAUUAAUGUCCAUUGGAGGUCCAAAUUUUUAUGUACUGAAACUUCCUUUUGAUUAUCCAAAUGAUAUUUGGAAUACUUCUAAUACAAAAUUUGAGAAACUUUACGCAAAAUCUGAAAAAGACGAAAAUCAAUUUGACAUUAAGCCUAUCACUACAGGUAUUAAUGAUUUAUCUAUGAAUAUUGCUAAUAUAGAAAUACAGAAUAAUAUAAAGUCAAAAGUUAAUGAAACAACAGAUAAUAUAAAUAAAGAAGUUACAGAAAAUGUGGAAGAAGUAAAAAAUAAUAUAAUGGAUUUUUCCUGUUUAAGAAACAUGCCUAAUUUACAAAAUAAAAUAAAAGUUAAUUCUUUGUUUGUACCAUAUAUUAAUCCGAUAGAUGAAUCUCAAUGCAUUAAAAAGAAGAAGAAAGAGACUACAAUCAUGUCGUACAGUGUGUCUAAGCCUAAAAUUAUAUAUAGUUUUACAUUGGAUGCCGCAAUCAAUAAUCCUUCCAGCUGGCAGAAAAAUAAUGAAAAUGUGGUAUUUGAAGUUGAUUUAUCAGAUUUACAAGAAGAUGAUUUAUCAAAUUCUAAUAUUGAUAUGAUUAUUGAAUUUACAAGAUAUAAUUUUCAAAGUAAAAAUACAGAAAAAUCUUCUUUUCAUUAUAAUUACGUGAAUAUUGAUGUAUAUUCUGAAGAUACCAUUUCUAGAAGUACUGUACAUAAUGAAAUGCAGAAACAAGACUUAGAACAGAAAAUUCAGAAAAAGAGUGAUGUAACUGCUGAUACUCUGAUAACUAUCUCAAAUAAUGUUCAAAAUAGCACAGAUGUUUCCAUUUUAGAAGAAUUGAAUUUUCAUCUCACAGAAUAUAUGAAAGGUUCUAAUACAUUUUGUGAUGAGUUAUGUUCAAAUGACGAGGAAAUAUUAUUGAAACAGGCAUUUAUUUGGAAAAACAAACUUGAUUUUGAAAUCAGAUUACUAAAUAAUACAAUGGAAGUCAUGAAAGAAUCUAUACAAAGGUUUAUAUAUCAGAAACACAUUGAAAUGCUCAAAAUAUUUUAUAGAGUACAAAAGAAAGCACUCUUAUGUGUUUAUCCAGAAAUACGAAAUGACGAUGAAGUAAAUGACACUUAUUUAUAUUUUAGAACUUCUGUAGACGAAAAUGUAUUAGAACUAUAUAAAGAAAUAGAAAAUUUCAAAAGUUUUCAUCGAAAAUGUGGAGAAAAUUUUAAUGCAUAUUUUCCAUAUCCUGUUGAAUUAGAUUCAUAUAUGCCAAAUCUUAUGAUCUCCAACACAGACAGAGAAGAUUAUCUCAAUGCAUUACGAUAUUUAUAUUCAAAUCCUUAUCCUAGGGAACAUUUAUUGCAAAUAGCAAGUUUUGUGGCAUUCAUUGAUGAGCAUAGAAAGUACAAUUUAAUACAAAAAUUAAAAAGUUUAAACAACUGUUCAGUUAAUGAAUUGUUAACAGUAAUACAAAGUGAAUUAUCUAAGAAGGAAUCAAAUAAAAAUGAAAGUAAAGAACAGGAAGAAAAAUUAUUAGAACAUUUUGAUAGUACAAAUCGAGGUGAAAACGUUAUUAAUUCAAAGGUUGAUAUUUUACAUAAGGCACUAGAUAAUACUGGAAAUAUGACUAGUCAAGAAGAAAACGUCUCUCUAAGUGAUAAUAAAUGGGAUAAAAUGAGUAAUAACUAUAGUUCUGACAAUUCUAUAUCAAUUGAUUUAGGUUUGGAUGAUCUUUUUAAAAUACAAAAAGUUACACGUCAUGAAAAUUGUAACUUGACUAGUAGUACAUCAAGUAUAUUUUCUAGUGAAAAUGAUACCGUUAAGGAACAUAGAUUGAAUGGAAAAGUAAAUGCGAAAAAUAAAUUUCGUAGACGGAAAAGGAUUCAGAAACAAGGAGAUAAUACUGCUAAAGAACAAUUUAUUAUCAGAUCAUCUGAUAGUACUGAUACGUAUGAAAAACAAUAUACGUCACAAACGCAAUCAGAUUUGUCAUCUAGAUCAAUGACAGAUCGGUUAAAUUCGUCUUUUAUAGAAACAAAUUUAAGCAGAAAAAGUAGUCAGAAUAUUCAAGAUAUAUCUAAUUGUCAAGAGUCUUAUGUAGAUAAUGAACCACAAAGUUCUGUUUCUGUUCCUAGAAUUAAUGAACAUCGAAAGAAUAAUUCAUGUAAUUUUUCUCCUAUACCUUUAACAAAAAAUGUUUCACAGAGACAUUUAGAUAAUGAAGUUACAACUGAGAAGCCUAAUAUUUGAAUACAACGAUAUGUU
Messenger RNA from Bombus impatiens (common eastern bumble bee), 4077 nucleotides. RefSeq lists its product as uncharacterized. Gene Ontology annotation, biological process: spliceosomal snRNP assembly. Lineage: Eukaryota; Metazoa; Arthropoda; Insecta; Hymenoptera; Apidae. The transcript is spliced from 8 exons. Gene Ontology annotation, molecular function: RNA helicase activity; ATP binding; RNA binding. Gene Ontology annotation, cellular component: SMN complex. The record is from RefSeq and is a predicted model, not a curated record. The coding region runs from base 646 to 4062 and encodes 1138 amino acids.